AUGUCGUUCCGCGGCGAUGAUUCGCGCCGGUACGGCCAUGUGCCCCCGGCGCAAUACACCGUUCCCCCCUCCGGCCAACAAGAGCCCGUCGCAUAUCCUGCGCGGAGACCGAGUUUCGACAGGGGCGACGACUCCAGCCUAUUCGACCAAGCCGCGCCACGGCCCCAACCUCUCUAUACCGGGACGACCGGCAGGGGCGAGGAGGAGCUUUUCAUAAGCAGCCCAACUACAGACUCCCGCCCGCCCCAGAACCGUGCAAGCUACCUCCCUCAGAAUACCGCUGCCACUGGCUACCAACGCCAGUACACGGUUCAAGUCCCGCCGCCACCGCCAUCGCACUCGACCUACAACCCCCAGCACUUUGCUCGGUCACAGUCGACCUCUCUCCCGUACCACCCCAGUCCUAGCUCGAGGUAUACGCCCUCAAGCCCGACCUACCCUUCUCCCCCGACGAGCUACACUCCCCAGGCAUACAAUCCGGCAGCAUAUGCGAACACCGGCACUGCUGCCCCCCAAAGGCAUUCUACCGUUGCAGGGUACGGCAACUACAGUUAUGGCGGCUACACCUCACCUACCGCUCCUCCCGUCUCAACGGCCUACGCCGCCCCACCCUCUUCGACCUACAGUGGAUCGCAACCGACAUCAGCGACGACGCCUUCGGCUCCACAGCGAUAUGAGCCAGCACUCCACAGUCCGCAAUACCCUCCCUCCACAGUCUCACAACAGUACGAACCAUCACAGUCACAGUAUGAACCGACAUACUCGGCCGGGUACGGCGCCCGACAAUACUCAGGGUCCUAUGCUGCCAACGGCUCUAGCCCCGUCCCGAGCCCCUCCUAUUCCACGUCGAGUGCGCAAAUACCGUAUCCUGUGCAAUCCCAGAUUCCCGUUGGACCAAAUUACUCUUCAGAUCCGACCUCUUUUGCCAACCGAGCAUCCCGUUCCGGGUCGCAACCGUCGCCAGUGCCGUCGCCUCCAACCCGUAGCCAGGUCUCCCCACAGCUCCAGAGGCACCCAACCAACGCCCCGCUUCCCAGUCGCCCGAUGGACGAUUUGCCCGAAGAGCCCGACUGGAGGACAAAUGGCCAAGGUGAUACUGAUCUCCAACUGACCCAAGAGACUUUGAUUCAGGACAUUGUCUCGGAUUUGGGAGUAUUACCGCAUGGCCAGCGUCCCCUUCCCGCCAACGGCACCCCAGGUGACGGCUUCGAGAGUACGCGGAGCUAUGGGACUUCCUCGUUUGACAGGACGUCGAAUCAGGGGGUGAAUCGGUAUCCCUCUAACGCCUCCUCGGCCCUGAACAACAACGACAUUUCGACGACCUACAACUGGGAUUCCGAAGAGAGCGACCCCGAGGGUGCUGCCGGGCUUCUAGCGAUGCAGGAUGACAUGGAUGAUCGCAGGUUUGGCGGUUUGACCUUUCCGACGUAUAUGGAACCUCCCACAGCUCCAGCGGCUGCUCCAGCGGCAGCCCCAGCGGCAGCGCCGGACGUAUCCCAGCUCCCCCCGCCCACCGAAGAGCAAUCGAGCACGGACAGCGACUACGGUGGAAUGGAUCUCGGAAUGUAUGGUGGGGGAUACGCUGGCAACCUCCAAUAUGGGAACGAAGUCGGGUCUCCGCCGGCAACAGCAGCCGGUGACGCUCCACGGCCUCUGCCUAUUCCGCAGAGUCAGGCAGCAGAAUACCCGCCCUUCUCUCAAGUGUCGGUCGACUAUGGAGGCACUGGUGGCCUUCUUCCCCCUCAAAAUCACCGCUUGAGCUUUGAUGAUGGAGACGAGCAAGUGUCGGUCCACUCGAGGCAGAGCAGCGACUCGCCUUCCAAAGAGGACUACCCAUUCGACCAGAUGUUUUGGCACCCUGGCCUCUCGAACCGGCCUCUGCCGGCCCUUCCGCCCGAACCAGACAGUAGCUCCCGUCUUUCCGCCAAACCGUCGAGCAGGACCGCGUAUUCGCACAGCUACUCACUGAGCACCGACACCAGGCUGCCUUACCCUCCUGACGGUCACGAGAUGUACCCCGGUCAGAAUGCCGCCCAGCAGCACGUCGAAAGGUCGAUAUCUCUCCUGGAUCAUAGCAAGACGCCGCCCGUGCAAGCCCCAGCUCGGUCCAGGACAGAUGCAUCCGAGGAGCGCAAGCGAGCCAUGAAACACAUGUCACAACCGCAUCUGCAAGCCUACCAGCAGGGAUCGCCGUACGAGGGUUACGAGGCGGCGACGCCAUCAUCUCUAGCCGCCUAUGAUAUGAUUACUUUGCCCACCGGCAGACGGAAGAAGUUUGUGCCCUCAAAACUCACAGCUGCCGACAUCAAGCGUUGUGCCGAGCCAUGGGCCCUCAGCGGUAUAACCUCCUGGGUCCGCGAAAUGGCCGAGGGUGAACCGGAUCUGAAGAGGAAGACGAUUGAAGAAGGCGUCCUCAAGCUCUUCUGCUCAAAGGUUCCGACCAUGAACGUCGCCGACGCCGAGAUUCUGACCGCAAAGGUAGUUGAUUCCAUGUUUGCGGCUGGCAUUCUGAUUCCCGAGGAAGAAUGGGUCAAGUUCGGGUCAGGGGAGCUCUCGGGUGUGCUCUGGCAGCUAACCGGGUCGGGGUGCUAUGCGCCGAAGCUGCACGAGGACGAUGGAGCUGUGCCUAGACUGCAUGACCACGCCAUUCCGGUGAGGUGCUACUCAUACCACUGCGGUAGGACGCUCAAGAAAGUGAACCUGGAUAACAUGAUGUCUGAGGAGGACGUCGUGAUUCUGGACUGGGCGACUUUCCACGGCGUAACGAUGGAGGACAUUAAGAGCAAACCCAAGAAGGAGGUCGAGAGGCAAAACGUACUGCACGAGAUUGUCACUGGUGAGGAGGAUUACAUGAACCAGCUUGAUGUUCUGCGAUUGCUCUAUAGGGAUUGGCUCCGCGCCUGGCAGCCGCCCAUCAUCGCCGCGAACCGGAUGGACAAGUUUCUCGACGCUGUGUUCGGCAAAGUGGAUGCUGUGCAGCAGAUCAACAAGGAGCACCUGCUUGCCCAGCUCAAAUACCGGCAAAAGGAGCAGGGUCCCUGGAUCGUCGGCUUCAGCGACCUGUUCCGCGAAUGGAUUCGCAAAGCCAGGCCGAUCUACAUUGAGUACUGUUCCUCGUUCCCUUAUGCCUCGUAUCUGAUCCGGAAAGAGGCGGCUCGGAACCUGCUGUUCCGCCAGUUCUUGGAUGUCGUCCGUGAUCACAAGCGCUCAAAGCGUCUCGAGUGGACAACCUUUGUGAAGGCGCCCAUCACCCGGCUGCAAAGAUACGGUCUUCUCCUUGAAACGGUCAAAAAGAACAUGCCGGGAGAAAGUGAAGAGAAAACCAAUCUCGACAGGGCUCUUGAGGAGAUCAAGAAGGUCACCCAUGAGUGUGACGAGAAGGUUGCGGAGAUGACCAAGCAGGUUGAGCUGCUGGAGCUGCAGACGAUGCUAGUCCUGCGGCCUGGCUUCCAAUCCGUUUUGAAUCUCGAUCACCUCGGGCGAGAACUACUGAAACAAGGCGAGCUCCAGAGGCAGGGCUCGAAAGGCGUCCGUUGGGUAGACACACACGCUCUUCUUUUUGAUCACUACUUUAUCUUGGCGAAGGCUAUACCCUCCAAGGACGGGAGGAGCGAUAAGAAAUACGACGUUUCAAAAGAGCCCAUCCCAAUGCCGUUACUCUUCCUGGAGAGCAUGAACGACGACCCUGUGGCCAAGCAAAAGAGCUUAACUGCUCCCCUCACCCGGACGACUGCCGCAACGGGCUCGGGAACGCAGCUCAACAAGGUAGCUUCCAACGGAAACGAUCGCCCUGGGAUUGAGCACACAGGGACUAGCUCCUCCAUGGGCUCGCUAACAACCGUCUCUCGAUUGACAUCCUCGGCCCCUGAUGACGGCAAGAUCAUCUAUCCUUUCAAGAUAAAACAUCUCGGUCACGAGAUAUACACUCUCUAUGCAUCAUCGGCCCAAGAGCGUUCGGCUUGGUGCUCGGCCAUCAUCGAGGCCAAGACCAGGCACGCGCGAGCACUGCAUGCGCAGAAUGCCGAACCCUUCCGCCUACGCGUCAUUUCCGACGGCGCCUUCGCAUACGAUUCCACGUCGCCUCUAGGAAGGCAACCCAGCGUGUCUAUCAGGGGCACUCCGCUGGACAGGGCUAUCCGGGAGAUGGAGCACGUGUACGGCCCAGGCAGGGGCCCCCCGCCGGUGUGCAGGGCAACUGUAAACUGCGCCUGCACCUUUACAUCAUUUGGCAAGUCGAUUACUGCCAUCGGGACAGACUACGGUGUUUACAUCUCCGAGUCUGCCAAUCCCCGAGGAUGGACACGAUCCGUCCAGAUCAGCAAGGUCACGCAGAUCGCCGUCCUAGAGGAGUUUUCGGUCUGCCUUUUGAUUGCCGAUCGAUCACUGAUCUCGUACCCGCUCGACGUGGUGGCGCCUGUCUCAAACUUUCCGGCGCCGUCCCACGACAACCCUCGGCGGGCACCCCAACGACUGGCCAAGGACGUUGCCUUCUUUGCCACAGCCCGCAUGAAGGACCGGAUGCUCCUGUUCUACAAGCGAAAAGAGGGGAUGCACAACACCUUCAAGGUGCUCGAGCCCGUCUUCCAGAAAUCCACCGAGAAGAAAUCGAGGCUAUUUGGCGGCCGGCGCGGCGGCGGGAGUGGCACGACCGAGUCCUUCCGUGACUUUGACGAGUUCUACAUCCCCACCGAGUGCUUCUCACUGAACCUGUUCCAGACGUACAUCGCCGUGGCCACUGCCAAGGGUUUUGAACUGCUGACUCUCGAUAAGAAGGUGACACAAUCGAUCCCUCGCGACUUGGGCCUGCCGGCGAUCGCCAACAUUGCGUCGCGCAUCAAGGAGCCGCAUCCCUUGGGCAUGUUCAAGCUUAACGACCAGGAGUUUCUGCUAACCUACGAGGACUGCGCCGUCUACGUGGACAAGCACGGCGAGAUCAGCCGGACCCUCAUCAUGGAGUACUCGGGCAAGCAGAAGAAGGCGCGCGCCGCCACCAUGUAUGGCCAGUACCUGCUGCUCUUCAACGAGGACUACGUCGAGGUCCGCAACGCCGAGAACGGCAGGCUCAGGCAGAUCAUUGCCGGCAGGGAUGUGCGCUGCCUGGACUACGGGUUUAGAGGGCCUACGGGCAGCGUCAGCACCAGUGGGCCCGGCGCGGCGUCCCUGCAGCCCCCGCCGCAGCCGGACUCCAAGGGGACAGUCAAGAUUUGCAUGAGUCACCCGGAGGUGCCCGGCGGCCAGAUCGUGCUGGAGAUGUUGCUCAAUGAUGGCCAUACGGAGAAAUCUUAG
This is a messenger RNA of Canariomyces notabilis, 5286 nucleotides long. RefSeq lists its product as uncharacterized. The record is from RefSeq and is a predicted model, not a curated record. Gene Ontology annotation, molecular function: guanyl-nucleotide exchange factor activity. The coding region runs from base 1 to 5286 and encodes 1761 amino acids. The transcript is spliced from 2 exons. Lineage: Eukaryota; Fungi; Ascomycota; Sordariomycetes; Sordariales; Chaetomiaceae.